UGCAUUAUAUAUAUUCCAGCACAUUGUAUAUCCCAUAUAUUUUAUAUAAACCUUAUAUAUCCAACUUCACUGUACUUUUAUUUGGAUUUUCAACCACUUUUGUCUGACUGUAAAUCCCCCUGUCUCUGUGUAAGGAUGCUAAUGGGUACGAAUGCAUAUAGAAGUGCCAAAACACUGCAGUUCUUCCCAGAAACACAGUCAUCACUCUCAAACAUGCAAGACAAGCAAACAUAACACAUUUUAAUGGAAAUAUUAUAAUUAUGGCAGCCAAUAAACCCCCCUCCCCCUUCCUUUUUUUUUUUUUUUUUUUUUUUAAUUUAGACAUCUGCAGCCUGCAGCUUACUACUCCCACUAAAACCAGGAGUUAAGCCGGGUAGGGGUGGAGAUGGAGGGAGGGGAGGAGGAGGGGGGCAGCUUGUGAACGCAGCAUGAUAAAGCGCACAUGGAACUGCCUCCUCCUGAACACACCAUCCAGUGAUUGGAUCCAGUCCUCGGAGGAGCGCUCUCUCUUUUGGAAGCCGUGUGACAGGAUGAACAUCAGCUGUGAAGUGGCCUCACCAGCUGCUUCGCGGCGCGUCGGAGCUCUGGGAACUCAGAAACCCGCGCAGCCGGAGGAAUGAUCGCUGACACACUGCGUACCUUAAACAUCCACCAGCAGCUGGGGGAGAUGCAGCUACUUCGUCUCCAAGUGGAUUCACAGACUGCGUCCUAACUUCUUUUUUUUUUUGUCUUCCCCUCCUGUCAGAGAGGACUGUGCGGUUGCAAGAGGGGAAAGAAAAAGACUGAACACGAUGCGCACCCGAUUUCCAAGUGUUGCUGUUCUCCCUGAACAUGUGCAACACGCACAGCGCCACACGGACCUCCACCAGUAACCCCUCCGCUGGCUCCGGAUCUGCCUGAAUCAUGUUUAUCCUGUGGGUCCCGGUGAGCUUGUUCCUCGGCUUCAUCGUCUCCAAGACGUGGAGCGUUCAGAUGUCGUGGGAAAACUGGAACGCCGCGCAGCGCAACAGAGGGAACGAGUUCGGCAAGACGAGCUCCCAGCCCCACAUCGUUUUCAUCCUGGUGGACGACCAGGGGUUCCGGGACGUCGGGUAUCACGGCUCCGAGAUCAAAACCCCGGCACUGGACCGGCUGGCAGCGCAGGGAGUCAAGCUGGAGAAUUACUACGUGCAGCCGCUGUGCAGCCCGUCCAGGAGCCAACUCAUGACCGGCAGGUAUCAGAUUCAUACAGGCCUUCAGCAUUCCAUCAUCCGAGCCACUCAACCUAACUGCCUCCCCCUGGACAACGUCACCCUACCCCAGAAGCUCAAGCAAGCCGGCUACUCCACCCACAUGGUGGGGAAGUGGCACCUGGGCUUCUACAAACGUGGCUGCCUUCCGACCCAGCGUGGCUUUGACACCUUCUUCGGAUCCUUGCUGGGAAGUGGGGAUUACUACAGUCACUAUAAAUGUGAAGGGCCCGGUAUGUGUGGCUAUGAUCUGUAUGAAGGGGAGGAGGCGGCUUGGGAACAGGACCGCGGGCUCUACUCUACUGUGAUGUUUACCCGAAAGGCUAUCAGCAUUUUAGCCAAUCACGACCCUCACAGACAACCCCUGUUUCUCUACUUAGCUUACCAGGCAGUUCAUUCCCCGCUUCAGGUCCCUGCCCGCUACCUCGAGCGCUAUAAGGGCAUACCGAACCUGCACCGGCGUAAAUAUGCCGCCAUGGUUUCCUGCCUAGAUGAAGCAAUCCACAACCUCACGGUAGCUCUAAAGCGCUACGGUUAUUAUGACAACACAGUCAUAGUGUACUCCUCAGACAAUGGAGGCCAGCCAUAUAACGGAGGGAGCAACUGGCCCUUGAGGGGGAGCAAGGCCACCUACUGGGAGGGGGGCAUCAGGGCGGUGGGGUUUGUUCAUAGUCCCCUAUUGGUGAAUAAAGGGACAAAAUGUCGAUCUUUGGUCCACAUUACUGACUGGUACCCAACACUGGUGACCUUAGGAGAGGGAACUCUGGACGAAGAUCUAAAUCUGGAUGGGUAUGAUGUUUGGGAGGCUAUCAGCGAAGGCCGCCCUUCACCUCGCCAGGACAUUCUUCACAACAUUGACCCAAUUUACAUCAAAGCCAAGAAUGGUUCAUGGAAGGCCGGGUAUGGCUUAUGGAACACGGCAAUCCAAGCUGCUCUCCGAGUGGGCCACUGGAAGCUCUUGACCGGUGUGCCCGGCUUCAGUGACUGGGUGCCCCCGCAGACCUUCUCCAACCAGCGGCUAACCAAUCGCUGGCACAACGAGCGUGUCCGCUGGGACCGGGGUAAGUCCAUCUGGCUGUUCAAUAUCACGGCUGAUCCUUACGAGAGAGUGGACUUGUCCCAGCGUUUUCCACAUAUAGUCAAGAAGAUGCUGAUGCGCCUAGCGCAGUACAACAAGACUGCUGUGCCGGUACGCUACCCGGCGAUAGACUUGCGGUCCAACCCUCAGUACAAUGGGGGCGUGUGGGGACCCUGGUACAAAGAGGAUAAGGACGAACAGGAGGAGGACGAGAGGUAUCAUAACUUGUUCACCAACCAUCUUGGCAAAAGAAGAUGGAAAAAGAAAUCAAUGAACAAAAAAAUGAAACGGAGGGUAACUGAGUAGCUAGACACAUUUGUUACAGACUUCCUUCAGUUGGUUUUUCUCAGGGACUGACGCAUCCUGCUUCCGGGAUGUCUUUUCAGAUGUUUGAGCUCCAGGUAGUUUUAACUUAUCUCCAAUACUGUAUGAGAAAAGUGGACCUUUUAGGACUAAGGAAAAAAUCACUUGUUCAAACACUACUGUCAUGCUCAGACACAACUAAGACCUCAUAUCAAUGCUGGGGGCAUACAAAGAAUGUUUAUUUUUUUAGGUUCUGUUGCAUGUUUGAACUCAUGUCACUUUUACGUCGAUAAUAGAUUCAUGUUUCUUGUAGAGUAGAGAAUAAUUGUUCCUUGACAGUUGCCAUAAACUCUGGUGACAGAGAAAUUAAGUAAGACAUAGUUCUAUUAUGUUGUCGAUUGCAAUGCCACGGUAUCGGGGGGAAACAGAUGUAGAAUUUAUGUGACACCUGAGUUGAUGGACUUUGUUUUUAUAAGCGCAGGCUGUCUGAACUUUAGAAUAAUAGUUUUUGUUCCCUCUUUUACAUGAUGUCUGGUCUGGCACCAGGCCAACCUGAAUGUAAGACACACUGACAAAAUAAAAGUGCCCCAGACACAAAGCUCUUUGUCUCCUGCAAUCUUUCAACCUUUGUCUGGUUUGCUUUUUAUUAUAGGAAGACUUUUCUUUUUAUACUGAUGACAAGAGGUACUCUUGUAACUGUAAAGGCUUUACGAUCACUUUCAUAUUUAAAACUGACACGCUGCCACUAAAUACAUUGAUUCAUGGAAAAUACUGUAAAUCUGCUGGUGAUAAAGACCUAAUUCCUUUCUCGCAGUGUCUAAAAAUGGUGCUCCUCAUCCAGUGUUGCCAGAUAUACGAUAAUCAUCGUAUUUAUAUGAUAGUUUCUGGGCCUAUGUGAUAUAAAAUACAAUUGGCAGUUUACUGACGAUGAAUAAAGCAGUUGUUUCAUUGAAAUGGC
This is a messenger RNA of Mugil cephalus (flathead mullet), 3568 nucleotides long. It is a transcript of the gene arsj, whose product is annotated as arylsulfatase family, member J. The transcript is spliced from 2 exons. NCBI's taxonomy places the organism in Eukaryota, Metazoa, Chordata, Actinopteri, Mugiliformes, Mugilidae. The coding region runs from base 904 to 2613 and encodes 569 amino acids. The record is from RefSeq and is a predicted model, not a curated record.